ACCACCUCUGCUUGAAUUUCGAUGAGUUCUCGUUUUGUUUGAUAUAUAUUUUUUUUUUUCAAAAAAAAAUCCUUUCCGGAGUCUUAGACCGACACCGUUCACCCCCAACCAAGUCAACAUUCUCGCAACAACCUUGCCCGAGUCUCAAAACAAAAAAAACAGAAAAAGGAAUCUAUAUUUAUAGUAAAGAAACCGCAUAACAUCCGACAUUUUGAAGCUUCCUAGGUUAUUCUAAAGCCUCAUCAUUAAGCAAAUCUUUAACAGCUAUUCUUUCUUUCUUGUUUUAAUGUUCUAUUAACAGAACAUGAAGAACAUGGGCUUCUUGUGUUCAUGUUCAACAUGUACAAUUCUUGUUUUCAUUUACAUUUCUAUGUUAAUCUGUUCCAAUUUUGUAGUACAUUCAAAAGGCUUUCAAUUUGACUCACUCUUGCAGCUUCCACGAUCUGGGUCACCAAGAAUCGGACCCAGAGCUAAAGGGGUUCUCUCUGUUGGUGAUUUUGGUGCUAAAGGAGAUGGUUACCAUGAUGACACCAAGGCUUUCGAAAUUGCCUGGAAGAUAGCAUGUUCUUUCCCAGUCCGAACUAGGAUUUUAAUACCAGCUGGGUUUACUUAUCUGGUUCAUCCUGUUGAGCUUGGUGGGCCUUGCAAAUCAAAGAUCACGUUGAUGAUCUAUGGUACCAUUAUUGCUCCCAAAAGUCCUGAUGAAUGGGAUGGUUUGAAUCCUCGUAAGUGGCUCUACUUUCAAAAGGUGAACCACCUCCAUGUAGUUGGGGGAGGGACUAUCAAUGGGAUGGGACAGGAAUGGUGGGCUCAUUCGUGCAAAAGAAACAAAACAAACCCAUGUCGGCAUGCUCCAACUGCUUUGACUUUCCAUAAGUGCAAGAAUUUGAAAGUCCACAAUGUUAUGGUUGUCAACAGUCAACAGAUGCACAUAGCGUUUACUAAUUGUCGAAGGGUUACAGUAUCCAAUCUUAAAGUGAUAGCACCAGCAACUAGCCCUAAUACUGAUGGAAUCCACAUCAGUGCAUCCCGUGGUGUUGAAGUCAAGAAUAGCAUUGUCAGAACAGGAGAUGACUGCAUUUCAAUAGUUAGCAAUUCUUCCCAUGUCAAAAUCAGAAACAUUGCCUGUGGGCCUGGCCAUGGUGUAAGCAUUGGAAGCUUGGGAAAAUCAAACUCAUGGGAUCAGGUUCAUAAUGUACUUGUUGAUGGAGCUUUCAUUUCAAACACUGAGAAUGGGGUGCGGAUCAAAACAUGGCAGGGAGGUAGCGGUUAUGCCUCCAAUAUGAAGUUCCAGAAUGUAUAUAUGGACAAUGUAUCAUAUCCUAUCAUAAUUGAUCAAUAUUACUGUGAUUCAGACCUGCCAUGUGCUAACCAGACACUGGCUGUUAAAGUGGACAAUAUAUCCUUUGUGCACAUUAAAGGAACUUCAGCUACAGAAGAAGCAAUAAGAUUUGCUUGCAGUGACAGCUUGCCAUGUGAAGGAUUAUAUUUGGAAGAUAUUCAACUUGUAUCAUACACUGGGGGCGUAACUAAAUCUUUUUGUUGGGAAGCUUAUGGCUCAAGUUCUGGUCUAGUGCAGCCUGCUUCAUGCCUGAAAUGCCCUGACAGCUUCAUUAAGCAGAAAGUUCCUUCUGUCCUGGCUGUUGAUUCCUUUUGAGCAGAGAUCAUAAUACAUUUU
Messenger RNA from Durio zibethinus, 1678 nucleotides. Its product is annotated as Pectin lyase-like superfamily protein. Lineage: Eukaryota; Viridiplantae; Streptophyta; Magnoliopsida; Malvales; Malvaceae. Gene Ontology annotation, molecular function: polygalacturonase activity. Gene Ontology annotation, biological process: carbohydrate metabolic process. The record is from RefSeq and is a predicted model, not a curated record.